Messenger RNA from Drosophila novamexicana, 3617 nucleotides. It is a transcript of the gene Gli, whose product is annotated as acetylcholinesterase. The coding region runs from base 127 to 2976 and encodes 949 amino acids. The transcript is spliced from 7 exons. The record is from RefSeq and is a predicted model, not a curated record. NCBI's taxonomy places the organism in Eukaryota, Metazoa, Arthropoda, Insecta, Diptera, Drosophilidae. Gene Ontology annotation, cellular component: tricellular tight junction; septate junction; cell surface.
UAAAUAAAUUUUUGUAAAUUUAUUAUUAUGCUCUUGGUGUUGAUAGAAAAGGGUUCAGGGUAUUUGCUAGUCGGAAACUCCCGACUAAAGUCUCACACUUGUUUUUAUCGACUCUUGUAGAUUAAAAUGGCACAGAAAUUCAAGUAUCGCGACAAAUUGAAAUGUUUACUGGCCAUGCUUAUGGCACUUAUGGUGCCGCAGUCCAUCGAUGCACAAACUCGGGAUCCGCGCUUUUAUUCACGUGUCGGUGUAGACUAUCAAUGGCCCAAUCCCGGCGAUCCGGACUACAGAACAUACACGUUCAACGAUCGACGCUACGGACACUAUCAACCGAAUGGCUAUGGCGCCAAUUAUCCGGGCAGGAAUCCGCCCGGCCAGUAUCCACAGGGUAUGCCCAACGAGGAUCGCUUUCGCUUCGAUCCGAACGAUCCCAAUGCUCGGACGCAGUUUCCGGGCGUCUUGGCCGGCUGGCGUGAGGAUUUGCAGGGCAAACAGCGACGCGAUUCGCUGACAUUGGAACGUGAUGUAUUCGUCACAACCAACUAUGGACAAGUGCAGGGCUUCAAGGUCUAUAUGUACGACAAUCCCGAUCCCAAAUCAUUCUACAGACCCUAUCACUCCACCGUGGACCGUGUAAUGGGCGAGUGUUCCGUAUUCCUGGGCAUUCCCUACGCCCUGCCGCCCACAUUUGAGGGACGCUUCAAGCCGCCGCGCCUGCACCGUGGCUGGCAGCUGCUCCAGGCCGUGGACUUCGGCCCAGCAUGUCCACAGCCGGUGCGCUACACAGGUGCCACCAAAGGUGUUAUGGACAUGGACGAAGAUUGCCUCUAUCUGAACGUAUAUUCGCCGAAGACUGGUGCUGGCGUCGCCCAAAAAUAUCCGGUUAUGGUUUAUAUACACGGCGGCGAGUUCGUGCACGGCGCUUCCAAUCUGUUUCCGGGCCAUGUGUUGGCUUCAUUUUAUGAUGUGGUCGUGGUGACCCUGAACUACCGCCUGGGCGCUUUGGGUUUUCUUUCCACGGGCGAUGAGAAUUCGCCGGGCAACUAUGGCAUCUUGGAUCAGUCAAUGGCACUGAAAUGGGUGUACGAUAACAUUGAGUUUUUUAAUGGGGACCGCGACUCGAUUACAUUGUUUGGACCUGGAGCUGGUGGCGCCUCCGCCGGGCUUUUGAUGGUGGCACCACAAACGCGGAACAUAGUGAAGCGCGUGAUUGCACAGUCGGGCUCGGCGUUGGCUGAUUGGGCACUCAUCCAGGAUAAGUACCGGGCGCAGAACACGAGCCGUGUGCUGGGCCAAGUGCUGGGCUGCUCAAUAGAUUCGUCCUGGAAGCUAGUCAACUGUCUGCGCACUGGACGCAGCUUCUACGAGCUGGGCAAUGCGGAGUUCCCGCCCCAGGUCGGCAGUUUCCCCUGGGGUCCGGUGCUGGAUCACAAUUUCACGCUGCCCGGCGACGACUGGUACGAGGGCUGGCGGGAGAAGGACUGGCGCUUUCUCACCCAAACACCCGAAACCUUGAUACGCAGUGGACGAUUCAAUCGCAACAUACAGUACAUGACGGGCGUAACCACACAGGAAGCGGCCUUCUUUGUGGCACAAAAUGAAUCUCUGGCGCCAUAUUUUGAGCUGGACAAUCGCUUCUUCGAGCAGAAGGUGCGCGAGCAUGUCUUCCGCUAUAACUACACCCUGAAUCCGAAUGGUGUCUACGAGGCCAUUAAGUACAUGUACACCUACUGGCCGGAUCCCAACAACAACACCAUCAUACGCGAUCAGUACAUCAACAUGCUGAGCGAUCUCUACUAUCGUGCGCCCGUUGACCAAAUGGUCAAGUUGCUGCUCGAGCAGAAGAUUCCCGUCUAUAUGUAUGUGCUGAACACCACUGUCGAGGCACUGAAUCUGCCGCAAUGGCGCAAAUACCCACAUGACACGGAGCACUACUUUCUGACCGGUGCCCCCUUCAUGGACACUGAGUUCUUUCCUAAGAAGGAACACCUGCAGCGCAACAUGUGGACGGACAACGAUCGCAAUAUGAGCCACUUUUUCAUGCAGACUUAUUCAAACUUUGCCAGAUACGGCAACCCAACGCCACAACAGGUGCUGGGUAUGCACUUUCAGCGCGCAUAUCAAGGGGAGAUUCGUUACCUGAACAUUAACACCACCUACAACUCCUCGAUCCUGCUCAAUUAUCGACAAACGGAGUGCGCAUUCUGGACACAGUAUUUGCCGACGGUUAUUGGAGUCUUGGUGCCGACCUAUCCGCCCACCACGGAGUAUUGGUGGGAACCGAAGGAGCCAUUGCAGAUUGCCUUCUGGAGCAUGUCGGUUGCCUGUUUCUUCCUGAUCGUCCUGGUCGUCAUCUGCUGCAUUAUGUGGCGCAAUGCCAAGCGACAAUCGGAUCGCUUCUAUGACGAAGAUGUCUUCAUUAAUGGUGAGGGCAUGGAGCCAGAGCCGGAUGCACGUGGCGUGGACAAUGCCCACAUGGUAACCAAUCAUCAUGCGCUGCGCUCGCGGGACAACAUAUACGAGUACAGAGAUUCGCCAUCGACCAAAACGCUGGCCAGCAAGGCUCAGACGGAUACCACCUCGUUGCGUUCGCCAAGCUCCCUGGCCAUGACCCAAAAGUCCGGCAGCCAGGCUUCACUUAAGUCGGGCAUUUCGCUCAAGGAGACGAAUGGCAGUCUGGUUAAGUCGGAGCGCGCAGCCACCCCGCGCUCCCAGACAAAUGGAACAUCGGUCAAAGCGGCACCCAUCGAGGAGAAGCGCCUGCUGCAGCCCCUCUCAAGCACGCCCGUGGCGCAGCUGCAGGCGGAACCAACGAAGCGGGUGGCAGCUACACCCAGCGUUGCCAGCAGCAGUCGGAGCACCACGCCCGUGCCCUCGGCGCGCACCACGACGACAACAGCCACGCUGACAGCACAGCCAGCGGUGCAGCCGCGUCGAACGCAGCUGGUCGAGGGCGUGCCCCAGACAUCUGUUUAAGUAACCGCUCUCUAAGCGCGGGAUGCGCUUAGAGAGAAUCCACAUAGCCCUUUCAAUGAACAAUCAACCAAAUCUGACAAAUUUCGACAUUAGGCUUUCUUUUAGUGGAGCACACCUGGAGAAUUAAUCGUAUCUUAGAUUGUAGCUUUUGUUUUAUUCCUAGUUUUAUAUUAUUUAUACUUUAUGACUACACAGAUCUAAAAGAUCUCUUGAGCCCGUAAGUGCAGCUAUAAUUAUUUGUGUUUGUAAUUUUAAAUUUGACAAUUGUGUUUUUUUUUUAUUAUUUUCCCAUAUUUUCUAAGUUCGAUAACCCAACGAAUACGAAUCCAUAUCAAUGACAUUCCGUAGAUUAGUUGUGGCCCUUUUGCCAGAGACCUCCCGUGAGGCGGGGCCUUGAAAUGUACAUACAUAUUUAUAUAUAUAUACGACAACAUUUAGACUAAGUUCAUAAUUGUAAGCUCUACAUUUUCCUAAUGCUGUCACCUGAGUAAGAGUCAAGGUAUGUAAUAGAUACUGGUGAACCAAUUUAAAUGAAUAAGCAUUAGUCUAGGGGCAGCUUUAGUAGACGCCAUCAAAAUAAAAUUAUUUAAUACAAAUUGUACAAUACUUACGCAUAAUAAAACUGAAUCGCCCAAAACGAA